AUGACUUGGAAUACACUUUAUGAUUAUAAUAAAAGUAAAAUAUAUUUACAUUUAACAAAUAAUGAUUUAUUAGUUUUGAAUUUUUCAAUAUCGGUUCAAAAUGAUGAUAUAUCAAAAUAUAAUUUAGAAAAUAAUCAACAAUUAACAAGUUUAACAUCACCACCUUCAAAUUCAACAUUAUUUAUAUUCAAUGAUAAUUUGUAUGCAUUAAUAUCAGACAGAAACACAAAAUCUUCCAAUCUUGAUCUUUGUGGAAAUGGAAUAAUUUCAAUUGUGAAAUAUAAUGAAAAUUUAAAUACUUGGACAAAUUCAAAACUUAAUUUAAAUCUUAACGAUAUUUUAGACGGUUCAUUUUAUUCUUAUCCUACAAUAUUAACAAAUCCGACAAAUAAUGAAACUAUAUACUUAUACGGAGGUAUUUGUCAAGAUUCAGCAGAGGUAUCUUCUCGAUUAUUAUCUAUUGAUUUAAAUAAUGGUAAAAUUUCCAAUAUUACAACGUCAACUAAACCACAGCCUUUUUAUGGUGCUUCUAAUUUAAUUUCACCAAAUCCUCAAACUCAAUUAGUUAUUGGUGGACAACUGACAUUUGGUGGUUGGUUAAAUAUGUAUCAAUUGGCAACUUGGGAUUUCGAUAGUGGUUGGUCAUUUAAACAAAUUAAUAAAAUAAAUGAUGAACAAUUAAUAAAUCUGAGGAAAUUUCCAUUGGUUUUACCUAUUUUUAAACCUAUAAAUAACAAUUCAAGUAAUUCAAUUUAUGACACUUUACAAAUUAAUGAGAUUUUAAUGAUUGGUGGAGAAAUGGAACAUGAGCAACUAUCAACACCGAUAUAUUCAAAAUUAUAUAUGAAUUUAAAUAAUUGGUAUUGGAAUUAUACGGAGUCAAAUUUACAAUUGGAUGAGAUUUUAGGAGCAGCUACAAUUUUUAAUACUUUGGUAGUUGUUAAUCUGACUGAUAUAAAUAAAAGGGAUGGAAAUAAAAUUGAAUAUAAAGUGAAUUUAUACGAUACUAAUACUUUUACAGAAGUUAAAUCAAUUAAAGAAAAUACUGAAAUACCAACAAUUACAAACACAACCAAAAGCUCAUCUAAUAAGAAUAAAAUUAUAUUGGGUACAGUCAUACCUAUAAUUUCAAUAUUUAUAAUAGCUGGUUUUAUAAUAUUUUAUAUUCUUAAACGAAAGAAAUCAAAACAAGAAGAAACUUAUAAUGAAGAAGUAGAAUAUAAAUUCAAUUAUUUAAAUCCUCCAUCAAUUGGACAUGAAGAACAUUCACCAAUGUAUAUAAAUGUAAAUGAUCUGAGUCUGACAUUAAGUGGACAAGCACUGAUUGAUUCAUGGAUGAAGAAAAGACAAGAUUAUGAUAUAAAUAAACAAAAAAUAAGAAAUAGUUAUUUAGCAUCUAAUGAAACUUUAAAUAUGGUAGAUGAUGAAGAAAUGAGAGAAGUUGACCUAAGUGAAAAUUUACCAAUUAUAACAACGAAACCAGUUCAUAAAUCAGUAAGAAAUCUUAAAAAAUCAUUUUCAUUUUCAAAUACACCUCCCACAAGUCCAUUGAUAACAAAGAAGAGUCAAAAAUUACAAAGUUUAAGAUUAACAUCAACAGAACAAUUAAUUAAUCCAACUGAAUAUGAUAGUGAUAAUGAAAUAAAUGAAAAUGAGCAAGAUUUAGUUUCUGUUGAUGAUCAAAUGGAUGUACAAGUAUUAGUAAGUUCUAAAAGAAGAAGUAUUUUGAAAGUGGUGAAUCCAGACGUGACAGAAGAUAAUGAGGAGGAUCAAACAUAUCCUGAAAUACUAGAAGAAGACGAACAUAUGCAGAAUAAGAGUUCUGUUUAUGAUGAUGAGAGUGAUAGAUUUAGUCAAGUUAUUGAAAAACAUUUUGAUAGUAUAAUUGAUAAUAAUGGUGAAUCAAAUAAGGACAAUCUAAGGCUUAGAACACCAUCUGGUCGAUUUAAGGUGGAAUAA
Insectozyma verbasci is the source of this 1959-nucleotide messenger RNA. The record is from the annotation of a GenBank genome assembly. NCBI's taxonomy places the organism in Eukaryota, Fungi, Ascomycota, Pichiomycetes, Serinales, Debaryomycetaceae.